AUGUCUGAAAGUUUCUAUCUGUCAGGUGAUUGUCAAUUGUUCAAGUUGUUAGAAGAUCCUGCAAAUCCCAUUCAGAUUGUAGUCCUUCAAAGGAGUAUUGUCAAUACUCUAAACUCUCUCGAUCCAUUGGUCAACUCAACCAUUAGUUUAGAUUUGAUAGUCCAUGACUCAAUGAAUGAAUCAAUUUACAACUAUGGAAAUAUUCAACAAAUUAAGAUGGCAAAUGCCGAAAAUAGUAAUAAUACACCACCAGUAUCAAUUAAACUUACCAAUCACCAUACAACAGAAAUAAUUCAAACAAUCGCUCAGUUCCAUGAUGCCAGAAAUAUUCUUUGGAUUCUGGAGGACCUGGAGGAUUAUGACGGACAUGGAAUUGGAUAUUUGAUAAAGACAUUAGGAAUCACUCCUGUUGUGAGCUCAAGCCUCUAUGACCUCAGUAAAUCAUUGUUUAAACGUGAUCUCUUUGAAUAUGGACAUCUCCUAACACCAGAGAAAGAGAUGAAACUGUCAGAUCCAACAGAUAAGUUCAGGCAAACAUUACCAUCAUUGGAGUCACUGAAAUACAUACAAUCGUUGAAUCCAGAGUUUAUCAAUGUCGCAUUCGAAUCGAUUGACCAGUGGACAAAGGUAGAGUCACUUCAAUUCUUUUUGGACCAUUGCUCAAAGAUCACCAAUAGAAAUACAUACUAUCGAUUCUUACUUCAAUCAUUAUGGGAUUCGAUUGCAUGUGGUCGAUUGGAUCUGGUAGUGUGCUUGUUCCAACACAAACCAAGAACCAAUUGUGGCUUUGAAUUGGAAAUUGCAAUUCAUUAUGAUAGAUGCGAUAUUGCAAAGUUUAUCAUCCAGAGAAUCACUUCUGUUAAACAAUUGAGACCAAGAUUAUUUAAAUUUUUACCUAUAAGAUUCAACAUUCUCAAAUAUUUAAUUGAAAGUUUUUCAUCUAUUAUUUCAGAGGAAACCCAUGUGACACCAAUGAUGGAUGUAUCCAUUAAGUGUGGACUCAUCAAUUCUUUUUCUUAUCUUUUGGAGAAGUUUCCAGGUGCCUAUUAUAAUAUCCAUGAAUGCCUUUCACAUCACGGAGGUGAAACAUUAGAUUUUAUUAUUACACAAAUGAACGACCAACAAAGAGCAAAGGAAACAGCUAAAUUCAAAGAUAUUUUCAGUCGAGCACAUUCUAAUGGAUUCCGCAAUGUUCUGUCAGUUUUAGAGAAACAUAAUCUUUUAUUAAAACCAAGAAAAAAAAUAAAAGUUAAGCAUUAA
This is a messenger RNA of Heterostelium album PN500, 1260 nucleotides long. RefSeq lists its product as uncharacterized. The transcript is spliced from 2 exons. The coding region runs from base 1 to 1260 and encodes 419 amino acids. Lineage: Eukaryota; Evosea; Eumycetozoa; Acytosteliales; Acytosteliaceae. The record is from RefSeq and is a predicted model, not a curated record.